CCGGCCAGAGAGUGCACGGCAGAGCUCGGGACGCUGAACUUGCUGGUGCAUUUCAGAGGCCGAGCGCGGGGAUUUUCCCCGCCACGCUCUCCGCCUCCCGCGCUGCUCGCGCUGCCCGCGGGGUACCCGCCCCAGCACCGCCGGCGCCCCCGCCCAGUCCGCUCCCCGCGCCUCAGACGCGCUGACCGCGGCGCCUGGGGCCCCGGAAGGGGCCACCGCGCGGGGACGCGGCACGGUGGGCGCGCCCCGGGGGUAUGUCCGCGCGCGCGGCCGUCCGGGCUGCAGAGGACCACGCGAGAUUUCUGAGAGUUUCAAAGAGCCUCGGGGGCUGUUCCAGGGCAUGGGGACAAUGUGGGCAGGAAGAGUCCAGCGUCCAGCUUAGGGUUCCUUUAGGUGGUUUUUUCUGCAACCCGAGUAGAUGGCCAGUAACCCAUGUUCCAGGUAGCAUUCUAUACCAGUCUUGAAUGCCAACAGGAAAUCACUGGACAGCAGACCCUUCCAAGAUCAUAACUGGGCUGUUGGAGUAACUUGGAAAAGAAGAAAAAAGAACUGAAACCAUGGCAAAAGUAAAUAGAGCUCGGUCUACCUCCCCACCGGAUGGAGGAUGGGGUUGGAUGAUUGUGGCUGGCUGUUUCCUUGUUACCAUCUGCACCCGGGCAGUAACCAGAUGUAUUUCAAUUUUUUUUGUGGACUUCCAGACAUACUUCUCUCAGGAUUAUGCACAGACAGCCUGGAUCCAUUCCAUUGUAGACUGUGUGACCAUGCUCUGUGCUCCACUUGGGAGUGUUGUCAGUAACCAUUUUUCCUGUCAAGUGGGAAUCAUGCUGGGUGGCUUGCUUGCAUCUACUGGUCUCAUCCUGGGCUCAUUUGCCACCAGUCUGAAGCAUCUCUACCUCACUCUGGGAGUUCUUACAGGUCUUGGAUUUGCACUUUGUUACUCUCCAGCUAUUGCCAUGGUUGGAAAGUAUUUCAGCAGACGGAAAGCCCUUGCUUAUGGGAUCUCCAUGUCGGGAAGCGGCAUUGGCAUCUUCAUCCUGGCUCCUGUGGUUCAGCUCCUUAUUGAACAAUUUUCCUGGAGGGGAGCAUUACUCAUCCUUGGGGGUUUCGUUCUGAAUCUCUGUGUUUGCGGCGCCUUGAUGCGGCCAAUUACUCUUAAAGAUGACCAAACAACUUCAGAGCAGAACCAUGUCUGUAGAACUGAGACACAAGGCUUUCAGCGGGCGUCUCCCUCUUCGACUUGGACUAAAGAAUGGGUGCAGACCUGCCUCUGUGGCUCUUUGCAGCAGGAAUACAAUUUUUUACUGAUGUCAGACUUCGUUGUAUUGGCCAUCUCUGUUCUAUUUAUGGCUUAUGGCUGCAGCCCUCUCUUUGUAUACAUGGUGCCUUACGCUCUGAGUAUUGGAGUGAGUCACCAGCAAGCUGCUUUUCUCAUGUCCAUACUUGGGGUGAUUGACAUUAUUGGCAAUAUCACGUUCGGAUGGCUAACUGACAGAAGGUGUCUGAAGAAUUACCAGUAUAUUUGCUACCUCUUUGCCAUCGGAAUGGAUGGGCUCUGCUACCUCUGCCUCCCAAUGCUUCAAAGUCUCCCCCUGCUCGUGCCUUUCGCUUGUACUUUUGGCUACUUUGAUGGUGCCUAUGUGACCCUGAUCCCAGUAGUGACUGCAGAGAUCGUGGGGACCACCUCUUUGUCAUCAGCGCUUGGCGUGGUGUACUUCCUCCAUGCAGUGCCGUAUUUGGUGAGCCCACCCAUCGCAGGAUGGCUCGUAGACACGACUGGCAGCUACACUGCAGCGUUUCUUCUCUGUGGGUUUUCAAUGAUAUUUAGUUCUGUGUUGCUUGGCUUUGCUAGACUUGCAAAGAAGAUGAGAAAAACCCAGCUGCAGUUCCUUGCCAAAGAAUCAGAUCCCAAGCUGCAGCUAUGGACCAAUGGAUCGGUGGCUUUUUCUGUAGCAAGAGAAUUAGAUCAGAAAGAUGGGGAGUCUGUGGCUAUAGCAAUGCUUGGUUCCAACCCCGCAUGAUCAAUGGCCUUGAGCCUGAAUCUUCAGGGCUGAAAGAGGUGGGACCACUGUAUUGUACAUGUUUCUGAAGGAUUUUAUUUUGGCAGAAGUAUUGCCUUCUAAGGAAAUUUAUCGUUUUAUUAAUAUGUUUGUAAUGGAAAAAUAGCAAAUAACAAAGCAAGCUGGACUGGCUCAGAGUAUCCCCUUUUGGGAUUUGUACUCACAAUUGAACUCGCAUCUUUUGGGCAGUGAGCAUCACACUAUGGAGAAUGUUAGGACCUAGCUGAUAUAAUUCACCGUAAAUAGAGGUAAUUUCAAGGCACGACCAAAGCAGAUGACACUGGACGCAGCUUUGUUUCAAAUUCUCUGCCCUUCCAUCUUCCCUCCUCAGUUAGAAGGUAAACAGAAACAUUGACAUGUAGGUUUCUUUAUGCUGUUCAGAGAAGGGGGUCCUGUAUUAAUCAUUGCCUUUUGAAGAACCUAAAGUACUCUUCAACAACCUGUUUCAAAUGCUAAUGAGAAACUCCACUAGGAAGAAGGUUUGUCAUCCUCACCUUCCACCACCACUGAAAGCUCUUUUCCUAAAAAGAGGCACUUAACCUCCAACCAGACGCUCACCUCUGUUGCUAUCACAUAUAAUAUUUGCUCUAAAUUGAGUAGAACACACCAAGACACAUGGGCGAUUUCUAAAUCUUACCAGAAAUGUUAACUGUAAUGCUUCCCUUUUUUUUUCCUUUAGAAAUAAAGCAUUUAUUUAAACUGUAGACAAUUCCUGUUAGGAAUGGAAAAAUGUUGGCAGCAUUCCAACUGGGCAGGAAUUGAAUUCUUGAAUCAGCAGGUCUCUGGUGAAAGUUUUCUUUUCAGAUCAGAUAUUUAGGUUCAUUACCCAAAACAGGACUUGGGAAUUUGGCCUGAAAAAUAUUAUUCUAGAGAUACUCUGAAGCUGAGAUUCCUUUCUCCCUGUGUUAAUUUUUGUUCCAAUGUCCACUGCUCUUCAUCUCUUUAUAGAUAAUCAUUAGUGGACCUUUUCAGCUGAAUGAGAAGACUUCAGGGGUUAACCUCAGCAUCACAGCCCUCCCACAAAUUGUAGCUUUGGUCAGGGGAGAGGGAGGACAAAGUUAAGAAGGCUAGUGGUGUGUUGUUUUACAGUUUAUAAUCACAUACCUUAACUCAUUGGAUUAUAGUUUGCUCAUUCCCAAGUACCCUACUUUCCUGUGGUGUGGGAUAAAGUCUUCAGAUUGAAGAGGGAGGGCAUAGGGAGAGAAGAGAAAGGCCAGAUCCCCCAGCCUGUCUCCGACCAUUUUAAGUCCUCUGAAUUAUAAUCCUGAAUCCCAAAUCAUGUUGCACUUGUAACACAGGGGCAAGUUAUACAAUUGAAAGGGGAUUUUAAUUAUUCAAAAAUUUAAAAUCUGAACCUCAGGGAACUAUUUUGACCCUGAAGGCCAUUCAAUCCACUGUCCCCCAACAGAUCUCACAAAUGCCUUGCCAGGGGUGCUGAGAGAAAAAACACAGCCAUGAGGAAGAUCCAGGGUUGACUAAGCACAUUCAGCAAGAGUCUUUGCCUAUAACUGGAUUUUAAAUAUAUAUAUAUAAAAUUAUAUAUUAAUACAUUGCUUUCCGAAUGAAAUGCUGACUUGAUUUGAUGGCAGAAAACUAAUAUCUCAUAGGUGUUUUCCAAAGAGAAAACAGGAAUGUUUCCUGUUAUCUUUAUACUUAGUUUGAGAAUUUAGUUGUGAAACACUUCCUUUGUCAUUUGCAAUUUUAAAACAAUAUUUGGAAAAUAUCUGUAAACAGUCAAAGUUAAAAUGAAGUUUUAUGUGUUUGGAAUAGCACUUUACACUAAAUGUCAUUUCUUGAAUCUUCAAGCCUAAAGAUUUUUUGAAAUAUAAAGAGUUAUAAAUAUUCUUAUACAUAUUUUUUCCUAGUGAUGAUCACAGUAAAAUUUUGUUUAUCUGGUUCUGUGAUGUAAUUUCUCUAAAGUAUUAUAAGUACUCAUGAAAAAUGAGCAUAGAGAUCAGAGCUUUUAAAAAUUUGUAUAAAAUAUUUGUGAUAUUCUGCCUUUAUACAUGCAUACAUUUGUAUUUUACUUUUCUUUUUGGAGUGGCAUUUUUAGGAAACCAGUAAGGAAAAUGUAGAUCUUAGAGGUUACCAUUGUCAUCGACACAAAAUUUUACUGUUAUGUUCCAUUUGUCUAUACUGUUUAUUUCAAAAUGGAGCAAUUCAUGGGAAUGAUGUGUUUGUUUUGUGGAAUCAAGAACAAAAUUGUGGUGGGAUGAUUUUACAUCUUAAAUAUUUCUUUAUAUCACUGCAAGUUCUACUUUGAAAUUGAAUGAGUAGAAAAGCAAACGAAAUGUCUAACUUCUGUAGAUACACUGUACCAUUUGGCCUUUUGUUCAGAUUGUGAUUUCGCUAACAGAUUGGCUAUUGAUGAUAAUAUUUUCUUAUUUCAAAAGCAUAAUAAAAUGAGUUGA
Orcinus orca (killer whale) is the source of this 4468-nucleotide messenger RNA. It is a transcript of the gene SLC16A12, whose product is annotated as solute carrier family 16 member 12. Gene Ontology annotation, molecular function: monocarboxylic acid transmembrane transporter activity. The transcript has 8 exons. Bases 558 to 2018 code for a protein of 486 amino acids. NCBI's taxonomy places the organism in Eukaryota, Metazoa, Chordata, Mammalia, Artiodactyla, Delphinidae. Gene Ontology annotation, biological process: monocarboxylic acid transport; transmembrane transport. The record is from RefSeq and is a predicted model, not a curated record.